GGCCGGGAUGCUUCGCGACCCCCGCCUUUCGGCUCCAUCUCCGCCUGAACAACCAGAAGGAUGGGAAAGGGGGUUUAGGGCGCGAGAUGGCAGGGGGAAUGGGGAAGGAGAGAGACGGAGUCGGGAGAAGGACCGACCCUUUGGAGGAGGGGCAUGUGUACCCAGUGUGUGUGUGUGUGUGUGUGUGUACGCGCGCGCGCGCGCCUGCUGCAUGCUGCACGAUUGCUCGUUUUUUUUGUAUGUGAGGGUGUGUACCUGUUUGUCCCCUGGAGUCGGCGCUCAGUUCCGCGCCCGCAGGGUGUACAGAGUAAAUUCCUGGAGGAAUUACUAAGCUUGCCUGUUGUCACCUGGCUAACAUCGACGCCCGCCCCCUUCUCUCCGCAGCCUGGGGCCCAGGCCAGGGCCACCAUGGUGCUGCCUCCAGGCCCAGCUACCCUCCCGCACACACUGCUGCUCCUGCCAGCCCUUCUGAGCUCAGGUUGGGGGGAGUUGGAGCCACAAAUUGAUGGUCAGACCUGGGCCGAGCGGGCACUGCGGGAGAAUGAACGCCACGCCUUCACCUGCCAGGUGGCGGGAGGGCCUGGUACCCCCCGAUUGGCCUGGUACCUGGAUGGACAGCUGCAGGAGUCCAGCACCUCCAGACUGCUCAGCGUGGACGGGGAGGCCUUCUCUGGAGGCACCAGCACCUUCACUGUCACUGCCCAGCGGGCCCAGCAUGAGCUCAACUGCUCCCUGCAGGACCCGGGCAGGGGCCGGUCAGCCAACGCCUCCGUCAUCCUCAAUGUGCAAUUUAAGCCGGAGAUUGCCCAGGUCGGGGCCAAGUACCAGGAAGCUCAGGGCUCGGGCCUCCUGGUUGUCCUUUUUGCCCUGGUGCGUGCCAACCCACCUGCCAAUGUGACCUGGAUCGACCAGGAUGGGCCAGUGACUGUCAACACCUCCGACUUCCUGGUGUUGGAUGCCCAGAACUACCCCUGGCUUACCAACCACACUGUGCAGCUGCAGCUCCACAGCCUGGCGCACAACCUCUCUGUGGUAGCCACCAACGACGUGGGUGUCACCAGUGCCUCACUUCCGGGCCCAGGGCUCCUGGCCACCCGGGUGGAAGUGCCACUGCUGGGCAUCGUUGUGGCUGGAGGGCUUGCCCUGGGCACCCUGGUGGGAUUCAGCACCUUGGUGGCUUGCCUGGUCUGCAGGAAAGAGAAGAAGACCAAAGGCCCUUCCCGGCGCCCAUCUCUGAUCUCUAGUGACUCCAACAACCUGAAACUCAACAAUGUGCGCCUACCACGGGAGAACAUGUCCCUCCCCUCCAACCUGCAGCUCAACGACCUCACUCCAGACACCAGAGGUACAUCCAGAUCCUCUGUUUGUUUCUGCAUUAUCUUCAGAGGUGCUUCUGAAAAAAGAGAGACCCUGGUACUUAGGAGGGGCUGGGCCCCAUCAGUCAUACUCCUUGUCCUGGGCACCAUGCACUUUGUCACCCAACAGGAAAACCAGCAGACGGCCAGAUGGCUCAGAACAACAGCCGACCAGAGCUUUUGGACCCAGAGCCUGGUGGCCUCCUCACCAGCCGAGGUUUCAUCCGUCUCCCAAUGCUGAGCUACAUCUAUCGAGUGUCCAGUGUGAGCAGUGAUGAGAUCUGGCUCUGAGCUGAGGGCGAGAUGAGGGUACUCUCUUGGCCCCUGGGCCUCUCCUCCUUCUCCUCCAAGACAUCCUCUGUCUGGCCACGUUGUCAACGUGAAGAGGUCAUGCCACUGCCACUUUUACCUGCCCUCCUGGCUGGAGUGCCCUCUGUGUCAUCCACAUGCUGCGUUUCACUGGGAUCUGACCCUCAGGGGGACAGGUAUCCUUGGCAAGGCUGCCAGCUGGCUCUAAGCCCCUUGUUCUCAGGUUGGGGGCUUGCAUGUCAUGCCUGUGUCCAGACAGAUGGAGCUCUUUGUCCAGAGGUCAUCCAGCAUCUAAGUGUGGCAUGGCCCUGUUGGCUUGGACCCACUCUGUGCCCCACACCAGUAUCCUUUGCACCGUGUACAGCGGGCAUGGGGGCAUGCCUGGUUGGGGGACAGAGGGCCCUGCACGUCUUGGAUUUCCUUCCCAUGCUAUGCUGCUUUGUUCCUUCAGGGAAAAUUUAGGACCCUGCUGGCUGUAUAGAACCAAACUGCCCUUUGCAUAGGAACCAACCCCUGGCUCAGGGGCAUUGGCCAAGCACAAACUAGUCCCUUUUGCUGCAUACCUCUCUGCCCUUCUCUGUCCCCUCUGCCCCACCUCCUCUUGGGCAUCAUAGGUUACACACUGGACCGUCUCCACUUCUUCACCUGGCACUAGACUUCCCCACUGGCCUGGCCCCUGGAGUUGCCAGCGCCUGGUGUUAGCACAAGUCAGGAAGAAAAGAGGGAGGUGAGAAGUCCAGUGGCAUCCAGGACAGCAUGUGGCUAUUUUCUUACA
Molecule: messenger RNA, 2439 nt
Organism: Diceros bicornis minor
Lineage: Eukaryota; Metazoa; Chordata; Mammalia; Perissodactyla; Rhinocerotidae
Gene: TMEM25
Product: transmembrane protein 25
Exons: 8
Coding region: 154-1596 (480 amino acids)
Biological process (GO): negative regulation of excitatory postsynaptic potential
Source: RefSeq, a predicted model, not a curated record